CCGUCGCGCUGCGUGACGUCACCUGUCAACAUCAUCAGGCAGCGCCAAAGGCCUUCAGACGCGCGAUGCUUGCCCUCAAAAAGCAAAUAAGAUUCAGCUCGUUCGGCAUCGCCACGGCCGGCCUGCUUUCUUCUGCUCCCACCGAGAACCCCGUCGUGUUUCUGGACCUCCAAGCGGACGGAGAACCGCUGGGGAGAAUAACCAUCCAGCUCAAUGCAGAUGUUGUGCCCAAGACUGCAGAGAACUUCCGAGCAUUGUGUACAGGCGAACAUGGCUUCGGCUACAAGGGCUCAGUGUUCCACAGGAUUGUGCCAGACUUCAUGUGCCAGGGAGGAGACUUCAUCAAACGUAACGGCACUGGAGGGAAAUCCAUCUACGGGAAAACCUUCAAGGAUGAAAACUUUAAACUAAAGCACACAGGAGCAGGGACUGUCUCCAUGGCCAACACAGGACCAAACACCAACGGCUCUCAGUUCUUUAUCUGCACCACCAAAACCGAUUGGCUGGACGGCAGACACGUGGUGUUUGGUCAGGUGACGGCCGGCAUGGACGUGGUCACUAAAAUGGAGUCCUUCGGUUUGCACGACGGCGGCGUGAUGAAGGAAAUCGCCGGGUUGGACUGCGGCCAGUUGAAAUAGUCAGUAAUACAUCCUCUUGUGUCAGCUUGUUUCUACCUUCGUCCUCCGCCUUGUCAACGUCCUGCUUUUUAUUUUCCAAAUAUUCAUCUUGUGCACAUUCCUGGCCGUUUCCUGCCAAAUAAACGGCGCGUGUUCCCGCUCUCGCUGCAAGGACAGUUGGCCCGCGAACCCCCCGCUGCUUUUUCCAAAACCUUCCUGGAAACCAUGCGGGCUUUUUUUAGACGCCACCACUUCCUGUCCGGUUCGACGCAGGAAGUGACAUCGGGCGACUCGCCACUCCUGGCCUGUACGCGCCCGGAGCAUGCUGACAAUGUCUCCGAGCGUGCACGACUGGCGUGUGGACGUUGUGGACGUGAAUGACGGCAAAUAAGGAACAUCUGCCCCACCGCCGUCGUUUGUUAGAGUUCUCACAUUACACGGUUGCUAUGGCGACGUCCCCUACAGCUGGCGAUGUUGUAACAAACUUGAUUGAAUAUGAGGACCACCACGCCGCCACCCUGGAGGUUUGACAUAGGGCGGAAUGCACGGGAACUGGCCCGGGAUCCGCGGCAGCACACACAACAAUGACAUGUUAACAAGCGCGAGGAGCAGCUCGUAAAUGUCCGCUUUAAUCACACAUGUCAUCUUCAAGGCUGGAGUUCGUUUAUAAUUUAACACUUUCACACCCGUGAAGAAUAACACUUUUAAACGUCUCUGUCUGUGUUUAGAAGCCGCUCCAUUUUUGCACAGAACAAGGACCACAUUUUUAUGACUGCUGCGCACUGCAAAAAGUGAAUUCUAAGUAAGAUGAAAUAUCUCAAAUAAGGGUAAUAUUUGCUUACUUUUGUCUGAUAAGAUCAUUAUUCUCACUAAGCAGAUUGUAUGUUACAGUGUUUUACUUGUUUAAGGGUUUUGGUCCUAAAUGAUCUCAGUAAGAUAGUGCAGCUUGUCGCUGAGAUUUUGUGACCUAUAUCAGUGGUCCCCAACCACCGGGCCGCAGAAAAAAAAUGUAUUAAAAAAAAAAAAAAAAAAAAUGUUUUUUAUUAUUUUUAUUUUUUUAUUAAAUCAACAUAAAAAAACACAAUAUACACUUACAAAUAGUGCACCAACCACAAAAAACUCAAUUUUUCAUGACAAAAACGUCCCUUUUUCAUGACAAAGAAGAAAAGAAAAAAAAAGGACACCCCCCCCCGGGCCGCGGGACAAAUUAUUAAGCGUUGACCGGUCCGCGGGCCUAUAUUGAGUCAAACAUGCUUGAAAGUAGAAUACCAACUGUUGCAAAGCUGUGUCAUCAACACUCACAAGUAUAAAACUGCUUUUUCUAAGUAAAAAUGUUCUUAUUUCAAGCACGAACAAAAAAAAAGCAUUACUUUGACACAAUUGUGUCUCAUAAUUUAAAACAGAUGACGGCCAAAUGGACUUUGCUGUUUUAUUUUCAAUGAAACAAUAGAUAAUACGUACUCCUAUAGUAGUACAGUUGGCACAGUACAGUAAAUAGACAGUUAAUAUUUAAACAUUUAACAUGUGACAUUUCAAACUAUUUUGAACAGUUCAUGCACAUUCAGGUAAACUAUUCAAAAUUACAACAAAAAAAGUAUAUAGUUUACCAUGUUUCCUUUUGUGGGUUCUUCCGAGGAUGUUGUAGUCGUAAUGAUUUGUGCAGUCCUUUGAGACAUUUGUGAUUUGGGGCUAUAUAAAUAAACGAUUGAUUGAUUGAUUGAAAUAUGUGUAAUAUGUAAUAUGUGCCUGCCUUGAAUAACUGCCGGGCAAAAGUCUCUCACCAAAUUAAUAAGCGCAUGUUUACUUUUACCGCCGGGUCAAAUUCAUGACGUCACAAAUGACUCUUCCCCUGCCGUUAUUUUCAAAAUGGUGGUGCAAUUAUUUUUUUGCUCUUACUGUGUUUAAACCGUGGGUCUUCUUCCACAGCCGUACAGAUCACACUAAUUGUUGUGGUAUAAAACAAUUUUAACACUCUUACUAAUAUGCGCCACACUCUGUGAACCCACACCAAAUAAGAAUAACAAACACAUUUUUGGAGAGUAUUGGCUCUGUGGCACAUUAUAAACGCAGCAUAGGGAUUACCCAUAAUGCCGUGUAUCCGUGACUCUUGGAUAUAAUAUACACGCGCCCCCAAACCCGACACCAAGAAUAGACAUUUGUAAGGCAAUUUAAAAUAAAUAAAGAAUAGUGAACAACAUGCUGAAUAAGUGUACGUUAUAUGAGGCAUAAAUAAGCAACUGCUAUGUUAACAUAACAUAUUAUGGUAAAAGUCAUUCAAAUAACUAUAACAUAUAGAACAUUCUAUACCUUUACUAAACAAUCUGUCACUCCUAAUCCAUAAAUCCCAUGAAAUCUUAGACGUCUAGUCUCUUAUGUCUGUGGUUCUCAACCUUUUUUCAGUGAUGUACCCCCGUGAACAUUUUUUAAUUCAAGUACCCCCUAAUCAGAGCAAAGCAUUUUUGGUUGAAAAAAAGAGAUAAAGAAGAAAAAUACAGCACUAUGUCAUCAGUUUCUGAUUUAUUAAAUUGUAUAACAGUGCAAAAUAUUGCUCAUUUGUAGUGGUCUUUCUUGAACUAUUUGGAAAAAAUAUAUAUAAAAAUAACUUAAAACUUGUUGAAAAAUAAACAAGUGAUUCAAUUAUGAAUAAAGAUUUCUACACAUAAUUAAAGUGCCCUCUUUGGGGAUUGUAAUAGAGAUCCAUCUGGAUUCAUCAACUUCAUUCUAAACAUUUCUUCACAGAAAAAAGAAAUCUUUAACAUCAAUAUUUAUGGAACAUGUCCACAAAAAAAUCUAGCGACCAAUGUUGUAAGCACAAUACCAAUGGGAGCAAUUAUUUAUGGAACAUGUCCACAAAAAAAUCUAGCGGCCAAUGUUGUAAGCACAAUACCAAUGGGAGCAAUUAUUUAAUGUCAAAUCAAAUCAAAUGUUUAUUGGAUUCAUCUCGAUACAGUGUACAUCCACGACUAAACUACUGACUAAACUACUAACAAGUGUGGAUUCAGGCCGGGUGGCCUAUUUCAAGUUCCAGGUAACCCUACAUUAUUAUAUUUUAUAAAUAGUAAACCAAGUUGUGUUAGUAGUUUAGUCGUGGAUGUACACUGUAUAGUGAUGAAUCCAAAAAACAUUUGAUUUGAUUUGAUUUGACAUUAAAUUUGCAAAAUGCGGUUGCGCAUUUUGCAAAUUGCUCCCAUUGGUAUGGUGCUUACAACACCAACACUGAAUAUUGCAUUGUUGCAGUUCUUUUCACAGUUGAUGAAUUUACAUUCAUAUUCCACAGCCGUGGAAUUAACAAAUUAUCAUGCCUAAUUUUGUUGUGAUGCCCCUGCUGGAUGCAUUAAACAAUUUAACAAGGUUUUCCAAAAUAAAUCCACUCAAGUUAUGGCAAAAAAAUGCCAACAUGGCACUGCCAUAUUUAUUAUUGAAGUCACAAAGUGCAUUUUUUUUUUUUAAAUGCCUCAAAACAGCAGCUUGAAAUUUGGGACAUGCUCUCCCUGUGAGAGCAUGGGGAGGUUGAGGUGGGCGGGCGGGCUUGGAGGUUUAGGGUUUUGGUAGGGGGUAGCAGGGGGUGUAUAUUGUAGCGUCCCGGAAGAGUUAGUGCUGCAAGGGUUUCUGGGUAUUUCUUCUGUUGUGUUAUGGUGGGGAUGUUCUCCCAAAAAUGUGUUUGUCAUUGUUGUUUGGUGUGGGUUCACCACAUUUGUAACAGUGUUAAAGUUGUUUAUACGGCCACCCUCGGUAUGGCUGUUGACCAAGUAUGACUUACAUUCACUUGUGUGUUUGUGAAAAGCCGUAGAUAUUUUGUGAUUGGGCCGGCACGCAAAGGCAGUGCCUUUAAGGCACACCCCCAAUAUUGUUGUCUGGGUGGAAAUCGGGAGAAAUUCAGAAGAAUGGUUGCCCCGGGAUAUUUUCGGAAGGGACACUAAAAUUCGGGAGUAUCUCCUGCGAAAAUUGGGAGGGUUGGCAAGUAUGACUGGGAGACGCCACUGCUCUGAACUUACAUUCAUAUUUUGUUGAAGUAUUAUUCAAUAAAUAUAUUUAUAAAGGA
Messenger RNA from Nerophis ophidion (straightnose pipefish), 4659 nucleotides. RefSeq names its product peptidylprolyl isomerase Fa (gene ppifa). The transcript has 6 exons. Gene Ontology annotation, molecular function: peptidyl-prolyl cis-trans isomerase activity. Bases 66 to 638 code for a protein of 190 amino acids. The record is from RefSeq and is a predicted model, not a curated record. NCBI's taxonomy places the organism in Eukaryota, Metazoa, Chordata, Actinopteri, Syngnathiformes, Syngnathidae. Gene Ontology annotation, biological process: protein folding; protein peptidyl-prolyl isomerization.